Lactuca saligna is the source of this 818-nucleotide messenger RNA. The record is from the annotation of a GenBank genome assembly. NCBI's taxonomy places the organism in Eukaryota, Viridiplantae, Streptophyta, Magnoliopsida, Asterales, Asteraceae.
AUGUCUGGGGCAUUAAGAAGGGAAAAGAACACCAACAAACGAUCGCAGCCGGAAACCACCGACGACUGCACGGAAUCCAAAGGCAGUUCCCAACACAAAGAAUCCGAUAUCGAAACUUCACCUGCAGCCAAAUCGCAAGUCGUCGGAUGGCCACCGGUGAGGAACUACCGGAGGAACAACUUUCAGGCGAAAAAGAUGGAGACAGAAAGCGGGAUGUAUGUGAAAGUAAGCAUGGAUGGUGCACCUUAUCUUCGAAAGAUUGACUUGAAGGUUUAUAAAGGUUAUUCAGAGCUUCUUAAAGCUUUGGAGAACAUGUUUAAACUCACCAUUGGUGCUUAUUCUGAAAGAGAUGGAUACAAAGGAUCUGAGUUUGCACCUACUUAUGAAGAUAAAGAUGGCGAUUGGAUGCUUGUUGGUGAUGUUCCAUGGGAGAUGUUUAUGUUAUCAUGCAAGAGAAUGAGAAUAAUGAAAGGAUCAGAAGCAAAAGGAUUGGGAUGCAAUUUAUGAAGGUGAUAAAGAUGAUGUGAAGUUAUAUAUCAUGGAGUGGAAGAGAAGAUGGAUGAAUCUUUCAGCUUGAGUUCUCGAAGAACUGUUUUCAUAUUUUGAAUAGGAAGAAAAAAAAAACAUAAAAAAAAAAAGUCAUAUGCUUUAUGAAAAGCUAAGGCAAUCUAUAGUAUGAUCAUAUAUAGUUUUGAUUCUGUAAAUUUGUGGCAGGAAUAUCAGUGAUGUUUUUUGAGGUUCGAUGUUUUGUUUGUAAGAAUCUUUUUUUAUUUUGAUUAAAAAGUUCCAUAUAAAUACAUGAUUGUAUAUAGAAGAAC